Molecule: messenger RNA, 1083 nt
Organism: Racocetra persica
Lineage: Eukaryota; Fungi; Glomeromycota; Glomeromycetes; Diversisporales; Gigasporaceae
Source: the annotation of a GenBank genome assembly
GAUGAGAUUGAUUUCGUGCGGUUGAAUUCCAUCAACAGUCUCUGCAAGAUUGGUGCACAAUAUCCCAUCGAAUUGGAUUCUGAAUUAUUGCAAAUUACACUUAGUGUACUUAACGAUUCUGAUCCUAGGGUUCGAGAGUCAACACAUGGAAUGUUAGGAGUUGCAAAGCUAAAAUCUCCUGAUUUAAUACCCAUUUUUAUUAAAUCAUUAUUAGCCAGUAUGACUAGAUAUCCUGAAGAUCAAUUGUCAAUUUAUCAAUGCUUUAGACGUGUUGGAUCUACACAUGGCGAUUAUAUUGAACGUUUUGUUCCAAAAUUUUUUAAAAUGGAAUCAAGCUAUAUAUCCAGAGAAAUCAAUCAAAAUGCACCUGAACAUGUUGGACAUUUGAUUCUGGCAUUCAAUGCGUCAAUUUCAAAUCCCAAAAUAUUGUCCAUGCUGCCUUCAUACACCAAUCGGCAUUAUGAGUACCUUCGUAUUAAAUUUCCACAAUGCUUUCCGGAUGUUAAGAUUCCCGGUGAAAUUCCCAAACAAAGUAUUCAAUCUACAAACCAUGGUGAACACAUACAAUCAUUUAUGGAAAAUACAAUAAAAGCUGUCCUCGAAUUGGAACGUUUGUUCAAGGUUAGAAACUUUAAAGCUGCACUGCGGGGCAUCAAAUGUUGUAAAAGCAAUUUGAAAUAUAUAUCGCAUGUACCCUUGUUUUCUGGCAAUGCUAAAUUCUUCUUAAAGUAUCUAAGUUGUAUAAAGGCCCUUAUUAAAAUUAAACAAGCAUACAUGGGAGUAAAUUCUAUAAACUCUGAGACAGAUACAGCAAUAAAUUUGUUAACGCUUUCUUAUAUUAUGGAAUACGGAUUUUGGGGGCUUGAAAGUUCGGCCCGACAAUUUUUGGUUCAUAUAAGAGUAUUUGCUCAUGUUGCUUGGUUUUUAAGUCAUUUGGCAAAAAACUCUGAUAAAUUUUUGACUCAUGGUCAAGUGGCAUCUAUGAGCCAACAAACGCUCCUGAACUCCUUUAACAAACGUGUGACAGACGUGCAAAGACAAUUCGAAGGGCAUGAACCUUUGAUAGAUGAAAAUGAAGCAUAA